Molecule: messenger RNA, 759 nt
Organism: Amborella trichopoda
Lineage: Eukaryota; Viridiplantae; Streptophyta; Magnoliopsida; Amborellales; Amborellaceae
Source: RefSeq, a predicted model, not a curated record
AUGGGUUCUCAAUCUGCCAUGAAAUUACCAGUCCUUGAUUUCUCAGGUGACUUAAAACAUGGAGAUGAGAGAUGGAAUGCACUGACACGAGAGGUGCAAGGAGCUCUGGAAGGCCCAGGGUGCUUUGAGGCUGUCUAUAAUACUGCAGUCCUUGAGUCUCUGCAGAAGGAAAUCGAGACGGUGAAGACCGUAGCAAAGAACAUAACGGAGUUCGCUAAACUAAUUAAACUAAUGGUUAUGGAGAGUUAUGGUGCAGAGAAAUACUUUGAUGAUCUUGACAAAUCCACAAAUUAUCAUCUUCGCAUGAUGAACUUGAAUGGUCACACGGACAAGAACAUGAUGACCAAACUCUGCCCCGACCAAGUAGGUGGCUUGGAGGUGCAAUUUAAAGAUGGGUCUUGGGUACCAGUGGUGACCUCGGAAGGCUCUCUUGUCGUCGCCAUAGGUGAAUCUUUCAUGGCAUGGAGCAAUAGAAGGCUUCAUCCAGUACGACAUCGGGUGAUGCUGAGGGGAUAUGAGGACAGAUAUUCUUGUGGGAUAUUUUCGAUCCCAGCCCGAAAUGUAUUGAUUAAGACCCCCAAAGAGCUUGUGGACGAAGACCAUCCUUUGCUGUUUAAACCCUUUGACUACCAUGAUUAUUAUAAAUUCUACAAGAUAAAUAACGAGUAUGGCCUCAAGGAAUUUGCUGGCAACUGGCAUUACAUGGAAUUGAAGCCUCUCUCUCUCUCAAUUAUGAUUUGCUUAGCUGCUUUUCUUUGA